AGAUGCUUGGAUUCAGGAGAAUAUUCGGAUCUCACCAUCAAAUGUGGAAAUGACGUACACAAAGUACACAAAAUGAUACUUUGCACCCAGUCUGACUUCUUUGCAGGUGCUGUGAGAUUUCCGGGCAAAGAAUCUGAACAAUCAAACAUCGAUCUCCCUGAGGACGAACCGGCAAUCAUAAAGUUGAUAAUGGGAUAUUUUUACACUGGCGAUUAUAAAUGUGACCCACAAGAUCUGCCCGACUUUCCGAGUUCUUUUGUCGCCUUUUGUAAGAAGACUUUUCGCAACAAAGAAGAUGAAUUCUACACGUAUGACUUUCCACACUCGUGUGUAAAUUGUACACGGGAGCAAGGGGGUACUCCGCUCUGUCCUCAUCACCAUUGCUCACCUGAACGUAAUAGUUGCGGUUUCAGAUGCGACAAAUUUGUAUGCAGUUCCUGUGAGGAGCAGUAUGGUGACGAAAUCGAAGAAAUCAGGUUCAAAUUGCAAGCUGAAGAUCUUCUGGUUCAUGCGAAGGUGUAUGAAGUUGCCCAUAAGUACAACAUCGCGGGUUUGAAGGAACUGUCGAAAGAGAAAUUCAAGGAUGGGUGUGAGAAACAUUGGGAUGCCGAUGGAUUCUCAGCUGCUGCAGAUUACGCAUUCUCGACAGAGAGGGAAGAAGACAAAGGGCUAAGAGAUAUCGUUAUUGACACCAUCGCUAUGCAUAUCAAGCUCAUGAAAAAGCCAGAAGUUCAAGUGCUUAUGGGAGAGUUUGGCAGCUUGUCUCUCGGAGUCUUGUUGAAGAAGGCAGAUGACCAUCGCUGCUCUCUAAUAUCAGAUCUCUACUCCGACCUCCAAAUAACCUGCGGCCCAGAUACCCACGCCGUCCACAAACUCAUCGUCUGCCCACGCGCCGAAUCCUUCGCCCGAGCACUCAAAUUCGGCGGUCAAGAAAUUUCAACAAGCGAAAUCAACCUCCCAGAAGACGACCCAGCGAUAAUAAAACUCCUCUUACAAUACCUACACGAGGGUGACUACCACAUUCCCCCUUCCCCUUAUUCUUCUCCUCCU
This is a messenger RNA of Bipolaris victoriae FI3, 1050 nucleotides long. RefSeq lists its product as hypothetical. The record is from RefSeq and is a predicted model, not a curated record. NCBI's taxonomy places the organism in Eukaryota, Fungi, Ascomycota, Dothideomycetes, Pleosporales, Pleosporaceae. Gene Ontology annotation, molecular function: protein binding. The annotation marks the transcript as partial. The transcript is spliced from 4 exons.